This is a messenger RNA of Penicillium cosmopolitanum, 606 nucleotides long. RefSeq lists its product as uncharacterized. The record is from RefSeq and is a predicted model, not a curated record. The transcript is spliced from 3 exons. Bases 1 to 606 code for a protein of 201 amino acids. NCBI's taxonomy places the organism in Eukaryota, Fungi, Ascomycota, Eurotiomycetes, Eurotiales, Aspergillaceae.
AUGCAGUUCAAGAGCCUUCUCGUCACCUCCCUCAUGGCCAUCAGUGCCGUCGCCGCCAACAAUGGCAGUGAUAUUGCUCCCAGCGUCCAGGGCCGCAUCGCCCAGCUUGAUCUCGGUUUCAAGCAGACCGAUGUGAUGCUGAACAAGUUGAAGAACAACAUCGGUGGCAUCACCGCCGACGACAUCGUUGUCGCCUACAGAGAGGUCGUUGCCCGUGAGGCGACUGACAUGAUGAUGCCCCAGCCUUGGAAGGCUCUGGAGGAUUCCCAGCAGAUGGUUAUCUGCCAGUCCUUCCACUCGGUAAAAUCCACCCCAAAACUUAAAGAAUCAAUUCAAUUGCAAUCAAAAAUCCCUAACAAUAUCCUGCUACAGCUUGCUCUGACUGGCCUGGACCUAAACGCCGACUUCACCUUCAGCGCCAAUUACUUCAACCAGACCCAGCGCCACGAUCUGCAGCACAACCUGAACAAGGUCACUGAGGAGACUAGCGACUUCGUCAAAAAUGUCGCCAAGACCGCCGUUCCCUACUGCCUGGACAUCAUCCAGGAGGACAACAAGGCGAUCUACAAGUCCAUCCGUGACGCUCGCCAGGCCCUGUCAGCUUAA